Messenger RNA from Odocoileus virginianus texanus, 5540 nucleotides. The record is from RefSeq and is a predicted model, not a curated record. Lineage: Eukaryota; Metazoa; Chordata; Mammalia; Artiodactyla; Cervidae.
GCCCCAGGAAAGGGAGGGUGUCCAGCCUGCUGCUGCAAGACCAGGAUUAAGAGGCGGGAGUGGACUCUACUCUGUCUCCGAUUGCCCCGGAAUCCAUCCUGUCUCUGGGAUAAGAUAUAUUAUUAUAACCUUUAUUUUUAAUGGAAGAUGAUUGAAAGUGAAAACGUAAACCAACACGACAUAAUUAAAGAACUGUGUUUAUGCAAUGGUUUAUCUUAUGAGAUGAUUGGACAAGAAGGAUCAGAUACGUCAAAACUGGAAAUGUUUUUCUCAGGGUAUCCUCGUAUAGUUGGAUUGUCAUUAUUUCCUAACUUAACAAGUCUCACAGUUGUUGCUCAAGAUAUAAAAGAAAUUUCAGGACUAGAAACUUGUUUACAGCUUAAAGAACUUUGGAUUGCCGAAUGCUGCAUAGAGAAAAUUGGAGGUCUUCAAGAAUGCAGAAGUUUAGAAAAGCUGUACUUAUAUUAUAAUAAAAUUUCUAAAAUAGAAAAUUUAGAGAAAUUAUCCAGAUUGGAGGUUCUUUGGCUGAACCACAAUGCAAUUAAAUAUAUUGAGGGCUUGCAAACUUUGAAGAAUUUAAGUGAUCUCAACCUUGCUGGAAAUCUAAUAAGCAGCAUUGGUCGCUGUCUUGAUCCCAAUGAACACCUAGAAAGAUUAAACCUUUCUGGUAACCAAAUAUGUUCUUUCAAGGACCUUACUAACUUAACCAGGCUACGUCACUUAAAGGAUUUAUGUCUGAAUGAUCCUCAGUAUAAAACCAAUCCAGUUUGUCUGCUGUGUAAUUAUUCCACACAUGUGUUAUAUCAUUUGCCUUGCCUUCAAAGACUUGAUACGAUUGAUGUGUCACCAAAGCAGAUCAAGGAACUGGCAGAUACCACAGCAAUGAAAAAAAUAAUGUAUUACAAUAUGCGUAUAAAAACUGUUCAGAGGCAUCUUAAUGAAGAUCUUGAAAAACUGAAUGAUCGAAAAUGUAAAUUACAGAAGUUGCCAGAAGAACGAAUAAAAUUAUUCAACUUUUUGAAAAAAAAUUUGGAACGGGAACUGACUGAACUCAAAGGAUCUGGCAAAGCACACAAUGAUAGAUCCAGUAACAAUAAAGUACCUGAGCUUGAAAAGUCAAAAAUCUGUGAAACUGUCUCAGAAGAACCAAGUCUUCAACAGAAGAUAGUGAUCAAACUAAAUGCCUUGAAUGAAAGGGUAACAUUCUGGAACAAAAAACUAGAUGAAAUUGAAGCAAUUUAUCGUAUUGAAGUAAAACGAAAGAAGAAAAGUCAUAGUUUAUUAAUCCCAUUUUUGUUAAUUGAAUUGGAGACGGUGGGAAAUAUCCACUUUGAAGAAGGCACUCGAUCUGAUGACUGGUUUAAUUCCUGCUAUGAAUUAAUUCUAUCACGUUUUUGUACGUGGGACUUCAGAACAUAUGGUAUUACAGGAGUGAAAGUAAAACGUGUCAUCAAGGUUAACAACCGUAUUCUGAGACUAAAAUUUGAAGAGAAAUUCCAAAAGUUUUUGGACAAUGAGAAUAUGCAUGAUUCAGAGAGCUAUCGAAAGAUGCUGGAAUGCCUUUUUUAUGUUUUUGAUCCUGAAAUUACAGUGAAGAAAAAGCAUCUGCUACAAAUACUUGAAAAAGGAUUCAAAGACAGCGAAACAAGCAAGCUGCCUCUCAGAAAAGAAGCUGUCAUUCUUGCUAAUAGCCUAAGUAUAUGUGAGUGUCCCAGAAUUGAAUUACUACAGCAGAAGUACAAGGAUGAGAAGAAAAACUCUCUUGAGCAUGAGCUCUUCAGGCAUGGCAUCCUCCUGAUUACAAAGGUUUUCCUUGGCCAGAGUGUUCAGGCUUGUGAUCAGGACUCCAUCAGUCAAGCCAACUACCCAAUGAUUAAUUCAGUGUUCAUUCCUCGAAAAUAUUUACUAAAUUCUAUCAUGGGACAAAGAAACUGUGAUUGCAGUGUUCGGCAGUGCAAGUGGUUUGUCUUUGAUCAUGACCUUGUUUUGCCUGAAUACAUUGUGGAAUUUGAGUAUAUUACAGUGGUCAAGGCUCACUCUUUAUUUUCUUCAUUCAACAAUAUUAUUCUAGAAGAAAGCAAAAAAAAUUCAGAAGGAUCAGUAUUGUCCCAGGAUUUGAAAUUUGAUGAUGAAGUUAUAAAAAUGGAUCCUAGGAUCAAGCCCAGACCAAAACUUAUGAGUUUGGAUGAUAAAACGAUACUUUCCCUUGCCAAGACUAGUGUUUAUGGUCAUAUUGUGAGUCUGAAUCUACAUGGAAACAGCUUGAGUAAAUUGAGAGAUCUUUCCAAGUUAACAGGACUUCGAAAACUUAAUAUCAGCUUUAAUGAAUUUACUUGUUUAGAUGAUGUAUACCACCUGUAUAACCUUGAAUAUUUGGAUGCAAGUCAUAACCAUGUGAUAACCCUUGAAGGAUUUAGGGGUCUGAUGAAACUUAAGCACUUAGACUUGAGUUGGAAUCAAUUGAAAAAAUCUGGCGAUGAAAUAAAUAUGUUAUGCAAACAUACCACAAGCCUUCUCACUCUUGAUAUUCGACAUAAUCCAUGGCAAAAGCCAGCCACAUUAAGGCUGAGUGUUAUUGGCAGAUUAAAGACUCUUACUCAUUUAGAUGGAGUCCUCAUUUCUGAAGAAGAAGCAACAGCAGCUAUGAAAUUUAUUUCUGGAACAAAGAUUACUCAGUUAUCUCUCUUACGGCAUUCUAGUACUAAAGAAGAGAGACCACGGAUUCUCAGCACAUGGCCUUCUGCCAAAAUUCUGACACAGACUUCAAAGUUAGGACCACAUUCACAUAUGAGUGGAAAUUGGUACUUGAAGAUAACUGCCUUAAAUUUAGAUGGGCAACAUCUUUUUGAAAUCACAAAUUUAGAAAAAUUGGAAAAUUUGAAAUGGGCUUCAUUCAGCAACAAUAAUCUCACUAAAAUGGAAGGCUUGGAAUCUUGUGUUAACUUGGAAGAGCUCACAUUAGAUGGAAACUGCAUCUCAAAGAUAGAAGGCAUUUCCAAGCUGACUAAAUUAACCCGCCUCAGCAUAAAUAAUAAUCUCCUCACUGGUUUGGAAAAGCAUACUUUUGAUAACAUGCUUCAUCUGCAUUCCCUUUCUCUUGAGAACAAUAGAAUCACUUCACUGAGUGGUUUACAAAAAGCUUUUACACUAAUUGAAUUAUAUGUAAGCAAUAACUAUAUUGCUCUCAAUCAGGAGAUCUACAAUUUAAAGGGUUUAUGCAACCUGGUUAUUCUAGACAUGUAUGGAAACAUUAUUGUAUGGAAUCAAGAAAAUUACCGGUUGUUUGUAAUAUUUCAUCUUCCAGAACUGAAAGCUUUGGAUGGAAUCUCAAUUGAACCAGCAGAGACUGAGUGUGCAAAAGAUUUGUUUGGUGGCAGACUGACUUCUGAUAUGAUUGCUGAACGACAAGGACACUCAAACUUCACCCAAAUGCAAGAACUAAAUUGGACUUCAUCAUCCAUCAGAACUGUGGAUUUGAUUCCAGUUGACCAAUUUAGAAAUGUGUGUAAUGUGAAUCUCCAGAACAAUAAUCUUACCUCAUUCAGUGGAUUAAUCUAUCUGCCUAAUGUGAAGGUGUUAUGCCUAAACUAUAACCAUAUUGAAUCAAUCAUACCCCGACUAAAGCCUCAGACUCACUUGACCAGUAGACAACUGCUCUACCAGAAAGUGCCUUCAAGUGGCUAUGGGCAGCAAGGAACUUCAAAAAUAAACAGUUACCUUUUUUCAGGAAAUGAAAUUAGUCAAAUUGAAGGACUUGACAACUUAGAAGUCCUUCAAGAAUUGGUAGUGGACCAUAACCGCAUCAGAGCAUUUAAUGAUAGUGCCUUUGCCAAACCAAGCUCUCUGUUGGCACUUCACCUGGAGGAAAACAGACUGCGAGAGCUGAGCAAAUUACAACCUUUGGUAAAACUAGAGAAACUCUUCCUAGGAUAUAAUAAAAUCCAGGAUAUGGCAGAACUGGAAAAACUUGAUGGUAUCUCUUCCCUCAGAGAACUUACAGUUUAUGGCAAUCCAAUUUGUAGAAAAAUGCUACAUCGCCACGUGCUUAUAUUUCGACUGCCUAACUUACAGAUGUUAGAUGGAAUUCCUGUGAAUUCAGAUGAUAGAGCAAAAGCUGAAUUUCACUUCUCUGAACUACAAGCAAAGAAAAAUUCGUUUAUUCCUGUUACCAGCUCUCCUGUGGAUGGUGCAUCAUUUAGCCAAGUGAAAGCUCCUCCCAUAAAGAUAACAAAUGUAAUUCUGCCUGGUGGAUUUAGCCAUUACUUGGGAUCUGACUUCACUUUAACUCCUGAAGUUGAAGGAUUCCUGGCAGCCACUUUCCAAGAUCAAAUAGAAUGUAACUGCCUAAAGAGAACUGAAUAUACACCAAGAAACCUAUUUCCGCUUAGAAGUUGUGCAAAAACUAGCAGACAGUGUUGGUGAUAAAAAUAUACAUAUAAGAUAAUCACGUUACUUAUGUUACUGAAGCACUUCAGUUCCAUAUGAAGAUAAUCUCUAUCAUCCUUGGUGAAUUUUAUUUAAUAUCACCUCUCUUAAACUUUCUUUACACUUAAGUUAUUCAUUUGAUUUUCUAUGUUAGAAAAAUCAUGAAAUAUACAACAAUUUGAAAAGCUAAAGUGACAUAAAAUGAAGUCCAAAGAAUCAAAUAUUUAGUCCUGUUAUUGGAAGCGUUUAGUUGUAAAAUCUCAUUUUGACUUGAUAUAUAAAGAUACUAAGCAAAGGUAAUUUUAGGAAAUAGUAUGUUUUCAUUUGUAGAAUAUCUAUCCAUUUAGGCUUAUCUAAAACUAAAGAAUACAUUUCUUACCAAACACAACUAUUCUUAAAUCAGGUUGAGUUUUGUUAGUUGAACUACAGAUGAGUUUUUUUAGAACUAUAUAUAUUUUUUUAAAAAUAGUGUUAAAUGGGGUUUGUCCUAAGAAUUAUUUAGAGAUGUAAAUCAUAGGCAUCAAUAAUACUUCCUGAAGGUGGCUAACUAUGAGUGCAACUCAUGCUAAAAGAAUAAAAGAAUACUAUUUCAUAUACAAAAUUCAUUCAAUGUGCCCAUAGUGAUAUAAUUUUACAAGUAAGUUGUAGGUUAAGUAAACACAUGUUCAAAAUGAGUGGACACAUUUAAAAUUUGGACUCAUAUUUCACUGGAAAUAAUUUUUCUAAAAUAAUUAUAUUGCAUACUACUAGGACAAAUCUCAAAUCAAUCAAAUGUAGUUUUGAAUUUAUUAAACACAGUUCUUUAAUGAUUAAAUUGCCAAUCAUAUUUUUAUAUCAAGAAGUUCCAUGAUUCAUGAAGUAUUCUGUUUAAAUUUUUCAGGUAGUGGUUCAACAUUGCAUGUAAUUUUCAUAUUAUUUUACGUGUUCCUUACAUGAAAAUAAAUUAUUUUUACUAAAAUAUUUGUAUUUUAUAAUCUAUCAAAAUAGUUGUAAGGAUAUUUUGGAAAUUCCGAUGUGCAUGCAAUAGUUUUGUGUCUUCUUUAAAUACUCUAUGUUUGUAAUUUAAUCAUGUAAUAUUUAAAAUUUCAAACCUAAUACAGAUUGAUUUUACCCUU